AUGAAGCAGCCUGACUGGGGUUACACCUACCACACCCGCUUCCAGGCUGUCAUUUCGACCUGCAGGGCUCGGAGGAGAUCAGGAACCCUGCUGUCUCCAGGGUCUCAGGCUCUGGCCAAUCAGCGAUCACAAAUACGUCUGGCCAAUCGGGGAGCUCCUAUUACGUCGGCCACUCGGGGAACUCCAAUGUGUCUGGCCAAUCGGGGAGCAACACUCUCCAACCAAUCAGGGGCGUUGGGCGGUCGCUGCGGGCGGGGUGUGUUACCGUGGAGACGGAAGCUGAUGUUGGGGUUGCUCCGAGUCCGGCUCCAUGGGCCCAGGCCCAGGCCCAGGCCUCAGCCUGAGGCUGAGCGUGAGGCUGAGGAUGUGGUUGGGAAAGCGGGGGCCGAGGGAGAGCUGCGGGUCGUCAGGAGGAUAGACUGUGAGGUACCUGUCAUUUGCUGCUGUUUUAAUCGAUCUGCACAGCUUCUGGCAGUGGGAUUGACGACUGGACAUAUCAAGCUUUACAAACCGUGCAGUGGGGCAUUUGUCUACCAGCUGAGGGACACAGAGACUCUGAACACCAACUUACCCGUCACGAGCCUGAACUUCUGCCCACCAGGAGCUGCCAGUGGUGACUUACUGCUGGCAACAUAUGCUAGCGGGAAGGUGAAACUGUGGCACGUGUCGACCCAGAAGUGUCUGCACACAAUCGUGGAGAACCAGCAGACGUUAGCAGCAGCAUUCAAUGCUUCAGGGACUCGCUUUGCCAGUGCAGGGACAGCGGCUUCAAUCCGACUGUAUGAUACAGCCAGUCGGCAGUGCCUACAAACCUUCGCAUCCAGCCCAUCUCCAACAGUCAUGGAUGGUCAUCGGUCCCGUGUGUUCGCAGUGAAAUUUAACCCCCACAACUUGACAGAGCUGGUUUCAGGAGGAUGGGACGACACUGUGCAGUUCUGGACUGAAAAUCAUCCCCAUUCACUCAGGAGAAUAUUUGGCCCCCACCUGUGUGGUGACUCUCUGCAGAUUCAUCCUGUGACCAAUGAAAUUCUGACAGGUUCGUGGAGGAGGGAGAACAGUUUGGAGGUCUGGGAUUAUCAAUCGGGAGAGAAGAUUCAAGAUAUUCCUGAGGAGAAUGGUGCUUACAGUCUGACGUACAGCUGCCGCUGGCUGGGACCUGACCAUCUGAUCGCUGCAGGGACCAGGAGCAACGUCUGUCGUCUGGUGCAUCGGGAAACAAUGACGACAGUGGGUCGGUUCGGGAACCUGCCCCGAGGGGUGUACAGCAUUGACGUCUCCACAGACCGAUCUGAGAAAUCAAUCGUUGCCGUUUGCAGCGAGAACUACGUUUACCUUCUGGAACAUCAGCAAGUUUAACUGAUGUAGACUCCAUUCACCAUCUCAGUAAGAGACACACAGAGAGACACUCUCAGUAAAUUUCUGUAUUUUUUUCAUUUU
Rhincodon typus (whale shark) is the source of this 1437-nucleotide messenger RNA. RefSeq names its product dynein assembly factor with WDR repeat domains 1-like. Bases 1 to 1356 code for a protein of 451 amino acids. The record is from RefSeq and is a predicted model, not a curated record. Gene Ontology annotation, molecular function: protein binding. Lineage: Eukaryota; Metazoa; Chordata; Chondrichthyes; Orectolobiformes; Rhincodontidae. The transcript is spliced from 11 exons.